GUCAUCGUGAGGCCGGCAUUUUGGAAGUGACUGCGAUUGCCGGUAUUAUUUCUCUCCUACUCGAACGGGAACUACCGUUAUAAACAGUGAAAAUGUCGAACUUAUCCAUUGAAGAUACGGCGAUGGCGAGCAGGCUGAAGAGUUUCAAGAAUAAGGGAAGAGAUCAAGAGGAGAUGAGGAGACGGCGAACAGAGACCACCGUGGAGCUUAGAAAGAACAAGAGAGAGGAAACCGUUCUAAAGAGGAGAAAUGUACCCAACCUUGAAAGCACAGACUCAGAAGAAGAGUCACCUCUUAUGAACAAAUCCAUAUCGGAGAUAGUAGUGAAUGCUGCCAAGUCUCUAGAACCCAACAUACAACUCGAUGCAGUCCAGGCCGCUAGGAAACUCUUGUCAAGUGAUCGCAACCCUCCCAUAGACGGUCUAAUAGAAUCUGGCAUUCUCCCUGUUCUAGUCGAUUGUUUAGCGAGAGAAGACAAUCCAUCGUUACAAUUUGAAGCCGCCUGGGCCCUCACAAACAUCGCGUCUGGAACUUCUAAACAAACGAUAGCAGUGGUAGAGGCAGGAGCGGUACCUUACUUCCUUAAGCUCUUGGGCUCUCAACAACACAAUGUAGCCGAGCAGGCAGUAUGGGCCUUAGGAAAUAUAAUAGGUGAUGGACCAAGGUGUAGAGACUAUUGCAUAAAGGAAGGAGUCGUGCGACCUCUGCUUAACUUCAUCAAUCCCACAAUUCCCUUGUCCUUCCUGAGGAACGUGACGUGGGUCAUAGUAAACCUGUGCAGGAAUAAGGACCCCUCACCGCCUCUAGAGACUAUCAGGGAGAUCCUACCCGCUCUCCUUGCAUUAAUUCACCACUCAGACACCAAUAUACUAGUAGAUACAGUGUGGGCGCUAUCAUACCUGACAGAUGGAGGUAACACACAAAUUCAGAUGGUCAUAGAUUCAGGAAUUGUCCCUACACUGGUUCCAUUAUUAAGCAGUAAAGAAGUUAAAGUUCAGACAGCAGCAUUAAGGGCAGUAGGCAACAUAGUAACAGGUACAGACGAGCAAACACAAGUUGUUCUUGAUCACCAUGCUCUACAACACUUCCCAGCUCUUCUAGAUCAUGCCAAGGAUAAGAUCAACAAGGAGGCAGUAUGGUUCCUAUCAAACAUCACAGCAGGUUCUCAGAAGCAAGUCCAGGAGGUCAUUGACGCAGGUCUCAUACCCCAGAUCAUCAGGCACCUAGACAAGAGUGACUUCCAGACGCAGAAGGAGGCAGCGUGGGCGGUCAGCAACCUGACCAUCAGUGGUAACAAAGACCAGGUCAGUGUGUUGGUAGAAGAAGGCGUGGUCCCACCCCUCUGUAAGCUCUUGACGGUCAAGGACCCUCAGGUUGUCCAGGUGUGCAUCGACGGUAUCAACAACAUCCUCAAGCUGGCGGGAGAGAACUACCAUGACAUCGCUGUCAGCAUUGAGAUGUGUGGAGGUUUGGACAAGAUUGAGUUACUGCAGAACAGUGACAUUGAAGAGAUCUACAAGCUAGCCUAUGAGAUCAUCGACCAAUACUUCUCUGAGAUUGAUGAAGAAGAUGCUGCCCUUGCGCCCCAAGCCAAUCAAGAUGGAUUCCAGUUUGAUACCAAUACCAACAUCCAAACAGACGGCUUCCAGUUUUAAGCCCUCCCCCCCUACCUACCCAACCAACCACCCACCACACGUAGUCUACCUGACCCUCACGUUCGCCGAUCUGAUAAAAAUCAUCGCAAUUCUUCCUCAUACGACUGGGAGACGUGAUGCUUGGAUUCAUGUAACUAUAUAGCAAACAGAUGGUGUAGCAAGACUAGUGAAAUGCGGUAGUUUGGAUAGUCAUACCAUGAAGAAUCCGGGUGGGCAUUGAAUGCCCCAAGACGCAAACAUAUGGAUGGCGAAGUUCCCCGUCAUGAGAAUGUUACUUAAGCCUGUAGCGGGGAGAGAUUUGUUUCUUACACUCGGCAUUCACUUCAACAUCAGGAUAUAUUUAACAAGGGCAGUGAGCUACUCAAUGGCUAUAUAUAUUUAUCUGUUUUCAAUGCAUACGAUCUGCAAGGCUGUCGUUCCCAGUGCACUUCAAAAGCCACCAGGACGUUGUAAUACUCGACCAACCAGAUAACCAACACACACCGGUGAAACAGACUGGGAAUAUUGUUAAUGCUACACCGACUAUUUUAAACGAGGAACCACGCAAGGAAGAAUGUUCUUGGUGCGAUCCCUACCACAUCUUGGAGACCAGUUUGUUUUGGAAUAGUUUAUCGUGUGCCUUCGUGAAGUGGAUGUGCAUUCUAUAAGGCUUUUUUGUGUGUGUUCAUCUGGUUUGAUGUGACGCAUGUGUUGCACAGUUGACGAUGCCGUCUAAUUAAUUACCAGGGCUCGUCGUUGGUGUAAUACAGCUACAGUCCUCAUCUCAUUAGUAUAUUGGGUUGGUGGAUGGACAGUUUACUUAUUUACUUAUUUGCUGCCAUGUCGUGACCUGUAUAAUCAGGUACUUUUUUAAAUAUCUCUCUCUCUCUCUUCCUGGUUUUUAAGAGACCGUUCAUAAGCUGUUGAACAUUUUUGAGGGAAAGAAGGAAAAAAUCUGCUUUGUCUUUGCCAGAAAAAGCAGCCAUGUCCAUGCGCUGAUUCUGUAUAUACUUGUUAAUGUUGCAAGCGAACAUAUUUUAUUAAUUGCUUUUUGAUGAAGAAAAAUUGAAAAUGAAAAUUGUCAAGGGCAGAUAAAGAACCAAGUACCUCUUAAAAUAUCCAGUACAAAAAGUUGCAUACAAAAGAAGAAGAAAAAAAGUGCCAACUGAAAUAAUGAUACAGACAAUUAAAAUAAUUAGAUGUAUAUCUCCAUGUCACAUUGAUUUGCAUUCAUUUGUGUUCUUUUACAUUUUCCAUGUGCUUAGUCCUUUUUUAACAGCAAAUCUUUAAAUUUAUCCUAUUUAUUACAAUUUUGUGAGUUGAUAUUUCUUUCUUUUGGUACUGAUCGCUUUUUGAUUGUUGUAUUUUUCAAAACUUUUCGAAACCUCCACCAGUCAGUGAGGACGUCUACGAUGCAAGUUUGAUAAAAUCUUUCAAGAAAAUGCAAUAGAAGCCGUGUAUAAGGCUCAUGUGUGAUUACGUAAACAUUUUUUGACAUGUAAGAAGAAAUAAAAAUGAUAUUUAAACAUGUUACGAUUCAAAGAAAAUCAUUUUUGUUAUUUGAAAGUAUUGUACUAAUUUUUUUGGACAGAAAUAUCGUAUUUCAAGAUGUGACAAUUUUAAACGACUGCUCGUUUUAUUUACUUUCUGCUGGACAGAGUAAUUGAUCAAAAAAAAGAAAAAAAUUGAAAACUUUUGUUGUUAUAAUAACUUUUGAUUUCUUAGCCCUUGCCAACUUACUACUUUAAAUUUAUUGGCAAAUCUAUGGGACAACAAUUUUUUUUUACGUGUUGCAUUUUUGUAAUUUGAGAACCAGUUGGUUUAUUUCUAAUAUUUUUUCACUCUUGCUUUUUUGCGUGCUGAAUUGAACGAAGAUGCAGAACUCUGUAACGUGAUUGAUAUAUAAUACUGUACAUAUGUACAAAGAGAAGAUGGCUACAGAAAGUAGGCCUACAUACAUAGCACAGACAGUUUAGCUUCUUGACACAUUUUUUAGAAUAUGCUUAUCACAUUUACAUGUAUAAAGUUACUUUUCUCUCGGGUUUCUCAUUACCUAUAUGGAGAUAAUGUUUUCUUUGGGGAAACAGGAUUAUCGGUAGAAAAUCUGUUAAUGUGGGCGCUCUCAAUCGAUGUGGAGACGUAUUUUAUGAGUUGAUAUUUGAUUAUAGGUAGUUAAUUUUAGUUUAAAUGAAUUUGAGCAAAUAUAAAAACAUUUCUACCUUGUGUAAUAUUUGUCAGUUAUCCACGUGAUAAUUUUCAACAGAGUUUGAUGUGCACAGCAGGAAUAGCUAUCGUAUAAUGAUGAAAAAGGAAGAAAAGUGAGAACGUAUGUAUUCAAAGAAUAAUUCACAUUCACAUCUAAUUGCAUCAUUUACCAUUUAGAAAUCGUUGACAGUUCGCCCCUCCUUGAUUGUGUGUUAAUGAGCAUGUUAAUCGCUUAGGAUAUUGUGCUGUGUUGUUAUUUACACAUUAUACAAAGAUAUAGCAAGUAUAGUACAAGAGAAUGGUACAUAUAGGAUAUUUAUGCAGGAUGAAUAGUUAAUACAUAGUAUUACAUACCAUAGGCAGGCUCCACACAAGUUUUUUUUGGAAGGGGUUACAGUUUUAACUUAUUGCAGUCUGUAUGUAUGAGCCCGACAACUUUUUUUGAUGGUCCAGACUUGGAGUUUAUGGGUCCAUGUGUCUCCCGGGCGCCUGUCGAGCUUUGCCGUAGGGUAUUUUCUCAUAUUUUUUUCUGGUUUGUACUUCAGUGUAAUCAUUCAGUGUGAAUAUAUAAAAUGUACGGAAAAUAUCUACAAGGGCACUAUACAGAGGUAUGAAACAGUUGCAGUCUUUGUAGUAUGUGGAGAUGUAUUUGGGACGUUUAGAUGAAUAAGCAUUUAGGCAGAAAUGAGCCAAUGUUGCAAUUUUGCUGUUAAUCUUCUCAUAUACUCUUUUUGUGUUUAGGGGGGCUCCAUGGACAUUCUAUUUUGUUUUUUCCGCUGCUCCAAUUUUAAAUACCGGUAUUGUUUUGCUACAAGUAUUUUUAGCACAUGGCUUAUAGUACAGGAGUGAAUGUUAUUACAUGUUCCAUGAUGUAUGGAGUUUUUUUUUGUGCAGGAUGAAUCCCAUAGAAAACAUUGUUUUGUUAGAAGCAACGUUUUACCCUGUGAACUUGUAUCAAAAUGUGAAUUUCUUGGUAAACAUGUGGGAGACGCACAUUUAUGUUUCAAAUUUUGUUGCUAUCAUAUUUGUUAUAGAUGUUUCAUAGUUUCAUGAUAAAUGCUAACUGUAUAUUAUGGUAUAAAACUGCGGCUUUUAUAAAGCAGAAUGCAUGUUCGUUACACAGACAUUUACACAGACAGCUUAAAAGGUUUAGUUAUGUAAAUUUUGGAUAUUUCCCCACCUUAAGUAGCUAUUGUUAAUCUGUAAGUAAAUUGCAUUUAACCUAGUCAGUACGAUGUGAUACAUUUAUGACACAUUUAUGUUAUGACAUGUACCCAAGUGUUUGCAUGUUAUUAGUAUAUCAUAAUGUAACUAGAAGCAAAUGAAUUUUGUAGUACUUUGUUGUCUUAAAAACAACAUUAACACCAAUGCAUUGUACAUGACACCCUACUCGCAUUUUGUACAUGUGCAUUUCGUAGAAUGCUCACUUUCUUUCUUCUAGGUAAGUUUGUAUUUCUUUUUCUUUACGAUAGGUUUGCUGUCAAAUUGUAUAUAUUUGCAAAGUUUUCGAGUAUAAAAUAUGUGGAGGUUCUGAAUAGUAUGAAGAUAUACACUAAUUGGAAGGAUGAAGUUACUCCCUCUCCAGUAAUUAUUGGAACCUGAAGUAUGUGAAAUAAUUUUGCUUGUACAGAAAGCGACACUGUUCCUGUUUUUCAACAACAUAAAAGUCGCCUGUGUUUGUAGCUUAAUGUAUGCUAAGUUGGUGUGUUUCACUUUUAAAGAAUUGUUUGUUUUCAUUUUGGAGAUAUGUUUUUUCUUUUAUUUUGUUGUUGACAUUACAGAAAUGAAUUGAAGAUUUUUUUUUAGACCAAAGAAUUCAAGAAAUGUGGAAUUAAGUGACAAAAAAUAAAAAAGGGGUCACGUGUGAGCAAUUAUAUUAAUGCUAUUGAAGAAAAAAAGCAAGUACAGAAACCGCUUAUGAAAAAGUGCAUGUUCUUGUUGUACGCAUAUUAUGUCAAUAUUACUCUUUUGUUUUUCCAGAAGUUGUUUUGAUAGUAAAAAAAAUUAAAUAAAUGAAAAAAAUACAUUUUCUUUAGCUCAUUGUUCAUAUUGCCUAUUCAAUAUUUUAGCAAGUUGUCAUUUCAUUAUGUACGGUCUUAGUCCCAUGCAUUAGAAAAACUGUAAAACUUAAGAAUGAUGCAUUAAAUUGAAAUUUGCAAAUGUUAUAUAUAGCAUUUUUUUUUUUACAAAGACUUUUUGAUAGAUUCUAUUUAGCUAUUGACAUUAUUUAUUUUUAUUAAGCUCUUGGAAAAGUGUUGUAUUGAAACAUUGCUUGUGUUUUAUUCAUGUUGGGACCUAAACUGCAUCAUAAUGAAAUGACCUCUUCCUCUGGUUUGUUUAUAUGACUAGAUUGUUAGAUUUGCAUUAUUAUGUAUAUGCUUUUAUGCUUAGAAGAUUUGGAUUGUCUGAAUGUUAUCAAAUAAUUCUGCAUUUCCUUUUUUAUUGUUAUUAUUUGAUACGAUUUGUGAGUCAUUUAAUCUAUGAAUGCAAACUUUUUAAAACUUUGAAGUUAACCUCCAUGCACAUUGUGGAAUGGUGAAGUUCUUAUUUGCCUAACGAAUACCAAACGAAUAUUCAGAUGAAAAGGUGUGCUGUCUGUUGUCUAGAUAAAUGCUUUUAUUUGUAUUUAAGAGAUGAAAAAUUGUUUUAGAAAAUACUGAAAAUAAUAUGAGAUGCCUUUUUGACGUUUAGGCAAAAUGUGAUGAAUUCAAGGAAAGAAAUACGGUUAAGAAGCUGCACCUGUAAAUAAUGCUCGCAGUCGGAAUCUCGUUACGUCUCGGUAGCGCAAUUCAGUGCUUCGGUGGUGCGGUUUAUGAAAAAACAAAUCUAAUACUUUGAAUGUUCUUCCAAACAAAAUGUACUGUUAACAAACGAAAGAAUGAUACAAAAGAUUAAAGGUGACAACCUUGCUAUGACGUAUUGCAAUAUAGUUGAUCAUACAUGGUACUUGUUCAUGUUUUAUAAAAUGAUAUGAGAAGAAAACCUAUAUAUUGUGCGUACUUUCUCUGAACUUUUAGUCACAUUAGGGUACUUGUUAGUCAGAUUUCUUUUGUUUAGUCUGUACCAUAUCUGUAAUUAUACUGUAAGCUGCGUACUCACUUAUCUGUUGUAUGAAGGGGAAGAAAAAAGAAAAAUGGCGGCUUUAUCAUAGUCAGCUUAACAAUUGCUCUUAAAUGAGAGAAAAAUGUGAAAAAUACAAACUAAUAUGUAAAAUAUUGAGAUUUCAUGUGUCGACUUGCUUUGAGGAAUUUUUUGUAUUUACUAGUUAUGUAAGAAAAAUCCCCCAAAAAGGCAAUUUUUGUGAGGUAAAAAACUUUCCAAUUUGAAGAUAUUUAAAACAUUUAAAUGAAAUGCAUAUUAUUAUUGUUAUUAUUAUCACUAUGUGUACCUGAAGUGUAAGAUUAUUCCAUUGUAUUUGGCCAGAAGAAUGGAGUAAUCUUGCAGAGAAAACAAGAAAUAAAAUAUUGAGCCUUUCUGGA
Molecule: messenger RNA, 7318 nt
Organism: Strongylocentrotus purpuratus (purple sea urchin)
Lineage: Eukaryota; Metazoa; Echinodermata; Echinoidea; Camarodonta; Strongylocentrotidae
Product: importin subunit alpha-3
Exons: 11
Coding region: 93-1655 (520 amino acids)
Biological process (GO): NLS-bearing protein import into nucleus
Cellular component (GO): nucleus; nucleoplasm; cytoplasm
Molecular function (GO): nuclear import signal receptor activity; protein binding
Source: RefSeq, a predicted model, not a curated record